AUGCCCUCCGCUGCCCCCACGGGGCCCUGGCCUGCAGCAGCCCCCAAUGCCACGGCAGGAGCCUGGACCAAUGGCAGCACAGCGGAGAUGCCGCUGUUCCAGCUGUUCGCGGCGUUGGACGAGGAGCUGCAUGCCGCCUUCCCGCGCCUGUGGCUGGCGCUGAUGGUGGCGCACGGGGUCAUCUUCCUGGCGGGGCUGGUGCUCAACGGGCUGGCGCUGUACGUCUUCUGCUGCCGCACGCGGGCCUCGACGCCCUCGGUGACCUACACCAUCAACCUGGCGGUGACGGACCUGCUGGUGGGCCUGUCCCUGCCCACGCGCUUCGCCGUGUUCUACGGCGCGCAGGGCUGCGUGCGCUGCGCCUUCCCGCACGUCUUCGGCUACUUCCUCAACAUGCACUGCUCCAUCCUCUUCCUCACCUGCAUCUGCGUGGACCGCUACCUGGCCAUCGUGCAGCCCGAUGGCGCCCGCCGCUGGCGCCAGCCCGCCUGCGCCCGGGCCGCGUGCGCCGCAGUGUGGCUGGCCGUGGGCGCGGUGACACUGGCGGUGCUGGGCACGGCCGCGGGCCCGCGCCCCUGCUGCCGCAUGCUGGCGCUCACCGUGCUGGCCUUCCUGCUGCCGCUGCUCGUCCUGGGCGCCUUCACCGGCCGCAUGGUGUGCGCGCUCUCCAGGCCCGGCCUGCUGAGCCAGGGCCGCCGGCGCCGCGUGCGCGCCGUGCAGCUCCUGCUCACCGUGCUCAUCAUCUUCCUCGUCUGCUUCACGCCCUUCCACGCGCACCAGGUGGCCGUGGCUCUGUGGCCCGGCGUGCCGCACCCAACGAGCCUCGUGGUCUACCACGUGGCCGUGACCCUCAGCAGCCUCAACAGCUGCAUGGACCCCAUCGUCUACUGCUUCGUGACCAGCGGCUUCCAGGCCACGGUCCGUGGUCUCUUCCACCAGCGGCAGGCAGCCCAGCUGGAGCCCUGCAGUGUGGACGUGGUCAGCAUGCGCAAGGGCUCCGGCUCCCGUCACGUGCCCGGCGCCGGCCCUCCAGCCCUCACCCACCCCGUGACCAACGGGCCUGAGCCAUAG
Dipodomys ordii (Ord's kangaroo rat) is the source of this 1071-nucleotide messenger RNA. It is a transcript of the gene Gpr20, whose product is annotated as G protein-coupled receptor 20. Lineage: Eukaryota; Metazoa; Chordata; Mammalia; Rodentia; Heteromyidae. The record is from RefSeq and is a predicted model, not a curated record. Gene Ontology annotation, biological process: phospholipase C-activating G protein-coupled receptor signaling pathway; positive regulation of Rho protein signal transduction. The transcript has a single exon. Gene Ontology annotation, molecular function: G protein-coupled receptor activity. Bases 1 to 1071 code for a protein of 356 amino acids. Gene Ontology annotation, cellular component: membrane.